CUCUUCUGUGGAAACGAAACUGAUCUGAGUCUCUGUCUCGUCUGUCUGUGUGAGAGUGAACAACCGUCCAAAUGGCUCAGCAGGGAAAUCUGCUGGACCAGGACCAGUUCUGUUGUUCUGUCUGUCUGGAUCUACUGAAAGAGCCGGUCACCAUCCCCUGUGGACACAAUUACUGUAGAAUCUGUAUUAAGGACUGCUGGGAUCAGGAUGUUCUGAAAGCGGUCUAUAGCUGUCCUCAGUGCAGAGAGACCUUCACUCCAAGGCCUAAUCUGAGGAAAAAUAACAUGUUGGCUGAGCUGGUGGAGAAACUGAAGAAGACAGGACUCCAGGCUGCUCCCCCUCCUGCUCUGUGCUGUGCUGGACCUGGAGAUGUGGCGUGUGAUGUCUGCACUGGGACCAGAAAGCAGAAAGCCCUCAUGUCCUGUCUGGCAUGUCUGGCCUCUUACUGUGAGACUCACCUCCAAUCUCACUAUGAAUCUCUUGCUUUGAAGAAGCACAAGCUGGUCAAAGCCACCGCACAACUACAGGAGAAGAUCUGCUCUCAUCAUGACAAACUGCUGGAGGUUUACUGUCGUACCGAUCAGCAGUGUAUCUGUUAUCUGUGUACAAUGGAUGAACAUAAAGGCCAUGAUACAGUGUCAGCUGCAGCAGAGAGGACUGAGAAACAGAGGCAGCUGGGGAUGAGUCAGCAGAAGGUCCAGCAGAGAUUCCAGGAGAGAAAGAAGGAGCUGAAGGAGCUCCAACAGGCUGUGGAGUCUUUCAAGCGCUCUGCACAGGCAUCAGUGGAGGACUGUGAUCAGAUCUUUACUGAGCUGAUCCGCUCCAUUGAGAGAAGGAGCUCUGAGGUGAAGGAGCUGAUCAGAGCCCAAGAGAAGGCUCAAGUGAGUCAAGCUGAAGGACUCCUGGAGCAACUGAAGCAGGAGAUAGCUGAGCUGAGGAAGAGAAGCACUGAGCUGGAGCAGCUCUCACACACAGAGGAUCACAUCCAUUUCCUCCAGAGUUAUCAGUCUCUCUCCAGUAGCAGUGUAUCUUCAGACUUACCCAGCAUCGUUGUCCGUCCUCUUCAGUACUUUGGAGAUGUGAGUAAGACUGUGUCUGAACUGAGAGAGAAACUAGAAGACGUCCUUAAAGGAGAAUGGACCAAGAUCUCCACUACAGUGAAUAUAGUGGAUGUUGUACUGCCUCCAGAGCCCAAGACCAGAGAACAGUUGUUACAAUAUUCCUGUCAGCUCACACUGGACCCAAACACAGCACACACACACCUCUCUCUGUCUGAAGGGAACAGAAAGGUGACCUGUUUUGGCACAGUCGAACCAUAUCCUGACCAUCCAGACAGGUUCACCAACUACUGUCAGGUUCUGUGUAGAGAGGGUCUGUCUGGACGCUGUUACUGGCAGGUGGAGUGGAGUGGGGACAGGGUUGAUACAGCAGUCUCAUAUAAAGAUAUCAGCAGAACAGGGUCAGAUAGUGGAUUUGGAGACAAUAACAAGUCCUGGAGUUUACAUUGCUGUAGUGAUGGUUAUUGUUUCAGACACAAUAAUGUUGUGACUAAAGUAUCAGGCCCUCAGUCCUCCAGAGUAGGAGUGUACCUGGAUCACAAGGCAGGUACUCUGUCCUUCUACAGUGUCUCUGACAACAUGACCCUCCUCCACAGAGUCCAGACCACAUUCACUCAGGCCCUCUAUCCUGGGUUUUGGCUCUAUGAUGGUUUUUGUAUCUAUGGUAGUACUGCUGAGAUGGUUAAACUGUAGUAGGGUCCACAUAGAUACUAGUCAUGCUGGUGUAGUCUAUAGCUGAGCUGGUUAAACUGUAGUAGGGUCCACAUAGAUACUAGUCAUGCUGGUGUAGUCUAUAGCUGAGCUGGUUAAACUGUAGUAGGGUCCACAUAGAUACUAGUCAUGCUGGUGUAGUCUAUAGCUGAGCUGGUUAAACUGUAGUAGGGUCCACAUAGAUACUAGUCAUGCUGGUGGUGAUGGUCCCCAGAUGUGAUGAUUCAUUCUACUCUGUUUUAUGUACAAUAAUUUAACUGAUUUGAUCUUCAGAUGUUCUGAAUUAAAAUAAACAUUUAAUGUAUUCAUAUUUA
Salmo salar (Atlantic salmon) is the source of this 2083-nucleotide messenger RNA. The record is from RefSeq and is a predicted model, not a curated record. Lineage: Eukaryota; Metazoa; Chordata; Actinopteri; Salmoniformes; Salmonidae.